Coccomyxa subellipsoidea C-169 is the source of this 1255-nucleotide messenger RNA. RefSeq lists its product as hypothetical. The record is from RefSeq and is a predicted model, not a curated record. Bases 91 to 606 code for a protein of 171 amino acids. NCBI's taxonomy places the organism in Eukaryota, Viridiplantae, Chlorophyta, Trebouxiophyceae, Coccomyxaceae. The transcript has 6 exons.
GCAGACACGGGCGAUGUCCUCAGGAACGCGAACAGGCUGUUGGCAGCGGCAGCAGGCUUCGUGGCACUAGCUGCCGAGCAGAACGCACUGAUGUUCAAGGACGAGGGCACAUUGGAUCUGGCGGUGCAGUGCAUGGCGUCUCUGUACAGCGAAGGCCGACCAGGCAUGCUCCUGGAAGAGGACAUGGUUUCUGCACAGCGUUCCCUGGUCAGCAUCAUUCUGGAAUGCGCAGAAGCCUCCGGGCAGGGCAGGUCAGAUCUGAUGAUGGCAGCGCUCAAGAACUCAGUGCUGCGGGACCAUCUCUGCUGGCUGUGGCGCAUGGGCAAUGACAGCAGCGAUGAGGUGCUGGCGGAAGCUGCCCUGCUGGCGGAGCAGGUGCUGCGUGUGCUGGGAGUGGAGCAUGCCAGCCUGGACGACAUGCUCUGCCAGGCGCCUCCUAUGCUGGUUGGUUCUAAGACCAAGUCUCUGACAAGCCUGCCCGUCUCCACCACUGCAUCAGGCUCGGAUGAGAUGAAGCGCACAUUCACAGCUCCAAAUGACCGCGGCCUGCGCUCCUGGUUCCGGGGGACCGCCAACCGCAAGGCUUACACCCUUGUCAUGGUCUGAUGAGUCACCGGCAGCAUGUGCCAGCACAUGCGCCCUUGCAUGGCAUUUGCAUGGCACCGUAUGAUUGCCUAAUCGGCAUCUGUGCUGCUUGCUGCGGGCGUGGGAUCACAACACGGCAAGACCAGUCAAGACCGGUGAAUAUCACUCAAGAAUUCUGGGAAGUUAAGUUUUGGACAGGCAGCUGCCACAGUACUGCAGCAUGUUGCAAGACAGCCCUUUGAGGCUUGCUGGGUUUCAAGCAGUAAUUCCAAUGAAGUGGUCUGAGUCAUCACCAGCCAAGUUGCUGUGACACACCAGUCAUAUUGCAAGCCCUGUGUUGUCCUCUAAGCAAAUAGUUUGAGGCAUGGAUCAAGAAGGCGUGUACAGCGUGAUUCCACUCCAGUGAUGUACAGCAAGUCAAUUUUACUAAAUAUGAAAUUUCACGAAGUUUUUAGUGUGGAAAUGGUGAGGAAAAUUGGCAUGUCUACCAGGCGAUGAUAGUCAUUCAAGGCAGAAGGUGUAUGUGUUUGGGAAAACGUUGCAAAUUCAUGAACAGAAUUUGCAGUUGAUCAGCUGAUCGAUCAGCUGAUAUCAGGUUUAUCCAUGCCAUGAUAAUUUUGUAUGAUGAUGACGAAUUGUCAAGGGUGCACAUGUAAUAUAUAUUCAGGAC